Molecule: messenger RNA, 918 nt
Organism: Rotaria sp. Silwood1
Lineage: Eukaryota; Metazoa; Rotifera; Eurotatoria; Philodinida; Philodinidae
Source: the annotation of a GenBank genome assembly
AUGACAUUUGACAACCAUUCAGUUAUAACCAAUAUUGAAUCAUGGUUUAUUCCUUUUGAUAUUCUUAUGAUCGUAUGUACUGUCUUGGCCAUUGUUUUAGCAUUAAUUUUUCUAUUGACCAUUAUUCUUGAUAAAACAUGUCACACAGUACCAAUGAUGCUUCUAGCAAAUUCAUGCUUAGCUGAAUUCAUAUUUGGAAGUGAUAUGCUUAGCAUGGUUUUAUUCACAUAUCAAAAUGAUCUUCAUCAACUUCAAUAUCAAGAUUCACUUUGUAUCUUUCGAGGCUUUUUAGGCUAUGUAGUAACUAUCUUACAAAAUUAUUCUUAUUUACUACAAGCUAUCUAUCGAUAUAUCACUGUUGUUUAUCCAAAUCGUUUAUUUUGGCAAUCAGUGCGAUUUCAAGUUUGUCUUAUUCUUGCGAUAUGGAUUUUUGGCUUUGUAUGUCCUUUACCAUAUGUAUUGAAUCAUGAAAUCGAAUAUAAUAUCGAUAAUCAAAUAUGUCAAAUGUCUCUUAAACUAUCUUUUUUAACAGUUUAUAAUGUAUUAUGUGUUUAUAUGGUUCCUGUCUCAUUAAUUAUGUUAGUAUAUUUCAAAUUAGUUCGAUAUGUUCAAGAUAUGAGUAAAAAUGUUACACCAGCUAAUACAUUAUGCCGAGCACAAAAAGAAUUAAAAAUGGUUCGUAGAAUAGUGAUUCUUGUCAUGGGUAUUGUUACGAUUGGUUUUCCUUAUGCAUUGUUUGUUUUUAUAUCAUUUUUCACCGCACCACCAAAAUACCAUUUUCGAAUUGCAUACAUAUUUGUUGAUACAUCACUUACAUUUGUAAUGAUUGCUCUAUUUCAAUUUACAGAACCAUUGAAAAUAUCUAUAAUAAAAAGGAUAACUAGGCAAACAAAUAUCGUAAUACCAACAAUAAUGUAA